GAAAAGCGCACGCGUCGCUUUGAAAAUUACAAGCAGCGAAAAAAACGCGCAAUUCAAUACAACAAAUUGUUAAACUAUUAAAAACACAUAGAUUAUAAAAUCUAUAAGCAUUAGCUUGUGCCGGCGUAAUACAUUUUAAUAAACAUGCCAGAAGAAGUGCCCGCCAAGGGCAGCAUAUUGGGCAAGCUGGUGCCCGCGCGCUAUGUGCUUGCCAUACUGGGAUCCAUUGGCAUGGCCAUUGUGUACGGAUUGAAGGUGAAUCUCAGCGUGGCCAUGGUGGCAAUGGUUAAUCAUACGGCUACGCAUCGCAGGCAGGAGGAGAACAUGAGCCACAUGAUGACAAAUGUAACAAGUGUAAAUCUGGUGCAAGAAUGCUCGCCGCCAGGUGGCGCUAGCAACGUAACUGCUAAAGUUGAGGAUGGACCCUUUGACUGGAGCGAGCCACUGCAGGGCACGCUGCUCAGCUGCUACUUCUGGGGCUAUUUGGUUUCCCAAAUUCCAUUGGCUCAUGUGGCCGAGAACUUCUCCGCCAAGUGGGUCAUGUUAUUCUCUGUGGCCAUUAACGUCGUUUGCACUUUGCUCACUCCCGUCAUGACUGAGGCUCAUUACAGCGGUUUGAUUAUAAUGCGUGUGCUUGAAGGCGUCGGCGGUGGCGCCUCCUUUCCAGCCAUGCAUGUCAUGAUUGCCGCUUGGGCGCCACCUAGUGAACGUAUGGUCAUGUCGACUAUCAUCUAUGUGGGCACUUCGGCAGGCACAGCACUCUCUAUUCUGUUAGCUGGUGUUCUCUCUGCCAAUUGGGGCUGGCGUUCCAUUUUCUAUGUCAUGGGCGCCUUGAGCUGCAUUUGGAUGGUUUUGUGGAUAUUGCUGGUGCAGGAUAAUCCCAAGAAGCAACGUCUGAUUAGUCCCGAGGAGCGUCACAUGAUUACCAGCUCACUGGGCACCGAGCAAAAGACCGAACAUCAUCCGGCAGUGCCUUGGGGCAAGGUCUUUAGAUCCGUGCCCUUCUGGGCAAUUCUCAUAGCGCACACUUGCAACAACUUUGGCUGGUACAUGUUCCUCAUUGAAAUUCCGUUCUAUAUGAAGCAGGUGCUCAAGUUCAAUGUUGCUAGCAAUGCUGCCUUGAGCGCCCUGCCCUACUUCCCCAUGAUUAUAUUCAGCAUAUUCUUGGGCAAAAUGCUGGAUACGCUCCAAUCGAAGGGCAAAAUCAGCACCACCGUUGCUCGUAAAACUGCUACCUCUAUAUGUACCGUUAUACCUGGUAUUUGUCUAUUGAUCCUCUGCUUCAUUGGCUGCCGUCAUUAUGAAGCUGUUACCGUCAUGUCUGUGGGCAUUGUCGCUAUGGGCGCUAUGUUCUCCGGUUUUCUAUCGAAUCAUAUAGAUAUUGCACCCAAUUUUGCCGGAACUUUAGUAGCGCUUACCAAUACUGCAGCCACUUUACCUGGCAUCAUCGUACCGCUCUUUGUCGGCUUUGUUACACAUGGAAAUCAAAAUAUUAGCGCUUGGCGCAUUAUCUUUGGCGUUACCAUCGUUCUAUUCGUGCUGGAAUUCUUCGUUUUUACCAUUUUUGGCUCUGGCGCUGAGCAAUCUUGGAAUAGAACUGGCGCACAAAAGGAAGCCGAAGCAAAGGACGAGAAAACACCGCUGAAGGAAACUGCCGUACCCAAGGCAUAAGACAUUCACUCUCUUCACUCUUCGCUUAGAACCAUCAAAUGUCUCUAAACUGUCGCAUUCUAUACAUGUAUAUACCCAAAAUCUACGCCUCAAAAUACCAAUUAUAGCUUUUAGUUCUCAACCUAAGUGUACUCGUGUCUCGGCAUCCGAAGCUAACUGUUAUACAAGAUUCUGCAAGAUAAGCUUGCCUGCUUUUAUUGUACUUAACAAGUUUCAAAAAAUAAAAGUUUAAGCUUUGAACAAAUUAUGU
Messenger RNA from Drosophila busckii, 1921 nucleotides. RefSeq names its product sialin. The transcript is spliced from 5 exons. The record is from RefSeq and is a predicted model, not a curated record. Gene Ontology annotation, molecular function: transmembrane transporter activity. NCBI's taxonomy places the organism in Eukaryota, Metazoa, Arthropoda, Insecta, Diptera, Drosophilidae. Bases 145 to 1671 code for a protein of 508 amino acids. Gene Ontology annotation, biological process: monoatomic anion transport; transmembrane transport.